Molecule: messenger RNA, 720 nt
Organism: Necator americanus (New World hookworm)
Lineage: Eukaryota; Metazoa; Nematoda; Chromadorea; Rhabditida; Ancylostomatidae
Exons: 1
Coding region: 1-720 (239 amino acids)
Source: RefSeq, a predicted model, not a curated record
AUGAACAGAAGAACAACUGCUGCUGUUCGAACACAAGCUGGAUUUAACACACCGUUCAAAGUGGAAACUGGAGUAAGACAAGGAGCCGUGGUGGGACCCUUUCUGUUCAACUUUAUCAUUGAUAACAUCAUGCGAAGAACAGUUGAGCAGUUUCCCGCCGAUGUCGUUUUAGCACCAUCUGCGCUUCCCUCGGUCAAUCUCGAGUACGGCGACGAUGUAGUGAUAUUAGCUUCAAACAAGGCGAAGUUGCAACAUGCUCUUAACCUUGUAUCGAAGUUAGUUCCGGUCUACGGACUGCGACUCCACGCUGAAAAAUGCAAGCAGAUUUGGGUCCCCACGAGACCCUCAGCGGGAAUCAGGGAGGACGGACAACCAGUUCAACUUGUAGACGAGUUCGGUUAUUUGGGUUGCAUGUUAAAAAACGAUGGCGGCUACGAGAGAGAUAUUAAGCAAAGAUGCGCUAAGACCACUUUUGCAACAACGAAAUGCCAGCGUCGACUCCAUCACCUGCGAAGUCAAGCUGCGAAUCUCCCUAUCCGCAAUGCGUCCUAUCAUGAUGUACGGAUCGGAGACUUUGGUAGCGUUGAUGGAGUGACGUUGAUGGAGAAGCUCGAUUGUACGGAAAGGAAACUAUUUAGACGGAUGCUUGGCUACUUUUGGCCAUUGGUGUGUCAUAACCAAGAACCUUACUCUAUGUGGAUGUGGUGUACCAGCGGAUGA